Messenger RNA from Talaromyces stipitatus ATCC 10500, 258 nucleotides. RefSeq lists its product as uncharacterized. The transcript has 2 exons. The record is from RefSeq and is a predicted model, not a curated record. The coding region runs from base 1 to 258 and encodes 85 amino acids. NCBI's taxonomy places the organism in Eukaryota, Fungi, Ascomycota, Eurotiomycetes, Eurotiales, Trichocomaceae.
AUGGUAGCUCAUCUACUCGACGCUACGAACGCCUUCGUAGGCUCAAGAAUUGACAAGGAAAUAUUCAUGGAAAUUCCACAGGGUUUGUAUGACCAUGAAUUUAGUAUGAAUUAUUCAAAGGAUCGUAUCCUACCUCUCGGACCUAGUACAAACCUCUCUGCAGACUCUCAACGCCUUUCAAAAGAUCUGCAUUCAAAGUUCCAAAGAAUUAUUGGACAACUUACAUAUCUAGCUGGUGGAACACGGCCAGAUAUCUAG